Galeopterus variegatus (Sunda flying lemur) is the source of this 1883-nucleotide messenger RNA. RefSeq names its product zinc finger and BTB domain containing 45 (gene ZBTB45). Bases 26 to 1327 code for a protein of 433 amino acids. Gene Ontology annotation, molecular function: protein binding. The record is from RefSeq and is a predicted model, not a curated record. Gene Ontology annotation, biological process: negative regulation of transcription by RNA polymerase II; regulation of cytokine production; regulation of immune system process. NCBI's taxonomy places the organism in Eukaryota, Metazoa, Chordata, Mammalia, Dermoptera, Cynocephalidae. The transcript is spliced from 6 exons.
UACGGAUACUGGAAUUGGAAAAGGGAUGGCGGCAGCGGAGGCUGUGCACCACAUCCACCUGCAGAACUUCUCGCGGUCCCUGCUGGAGACCCUCAAUGGGCAGAGGCUGGGUGGGCACUUCUGCGAUGUGACUGUGCGCAUCCGCGAGGCUUCGCUGCGUGCACACCGCUGCGUGCUGGCCGCCGGCUCGCCCUUCUUCCAGGACAAGCUGCUGCUCGGCCACUCUGAGAUCCGCGUGCCGCCCGUGGUGCCCGCGCAGACGGUGCGCCAGCUCGUCGAGUUCCUCUACAGCGGCUCGCUCGUGGUGGCGCAAGGCGAAGCUCUGCAGGUGCUCACCGCCGCGUCGGUGCUUCGCAUCCAGACGGUUAUCGACGAGUGCACACCUGCGCGCGCCCCGGGUGCCGAGCCGCCUGCCUAUGAGUGCAGCCACUGCCGCAAGACGUUCAGCUCGCGGAAAAACUACACCAAGCACAUGUUCAUCCACUCGGGGCCAUGGGUUCAGAUCCNGCGGCAGCCCGCACGUCUGCAGCUACCUGCGCCCCCCGCGCCCGCCAAGGCGGAGGGGCCUGACACCGAUCCCGCACUGCCUGCGGCCACCGACGACAGGGGUGAGGACGACGAUGACGAUGAGGACAGCGAUGAUGAGACCGACGGCGAGGACGGCGAAGGUGGCGGCCCGGGUGAGGGCCAGGCACCCCUCUCCUUCCCCGACUGCACCGCCGGCUUUAUGACUGCCGCCCCUGACAGCGUGCGCGAGGACCCCCCUGCACCCACCAGCCUAGCUGACUACAGCGGUGCCGGGAGGGACUUCCUUCAGGGGGCUGCAGCGGCAGAGGACGUGUUCCCAGACAGCUACGUGUCCGCCUGGCACGACGAGGACGGCGCCGCCGCAGAAGGCUGUGCCGCUGAGACCCCUGUCCCGCCCGACUGCGUCCUAGCGGGACCCCGCCCGCCAGGCGUGAAGACCCCAGGGCCGCCUGUCACGCUCUUCCCUUUUCACCUGGGCGCUCCCGGGCCGCCCGCACCUCCCCCUCCCGCGCCGUCGCGGGUCAUUAGGGGUUGGCGGCAUGGGGAGAAGCCACACCAGUGCGCCGUGUGCUGGCGAUCCUUCUCGCUGCGCGACUACCUGCUCAAGCAUAUGGUCACGCACACGGGCGUGCGCGCCUUCCAGUGCGCGGUCUGCGCCAAGCGCUUCACGCAGAAGAGUUCACUCAACGUGCACAUGCGCACACACCGGCCUGAGCGCGCGCCCUGCCCCGCCUGCGGCAAGGUCUUCUCGCACCGCGCGCUGCUGGAGCGUCACCUGGCCGCGCACCCUACACCCUAACGGGGGCCUGGGGCCUGGCCACACCCGCAAUGGGAUCGAGGGGGUUCCCGCGCAGUUGGCAACACCCACUGCGGAGCUGGACACGUUCCUGCUGAGUCGGGUCACAGCAGCUGCAGCACCUUAACUAGGUUUCCUCCACCAGUCCACGCUUUCUCCUGAGUGCAGGCCCUCCCUCUACCCAUUUCUCCAGACCAGACCCUGGCCCGGUCCGCCUUACUUCACUCCUUCACGUACUUGGACCCUCCAGGGUCUGGGGCUAGUCAGGGGCACGAUCACCUCUGAGAACUGAACCAUUAACUCUUCUGCUCAGACCCUUGGAUCUGGGCCCAGGAUUUCGUGUCUCCCCCCGCUUCCUCCCGGAGUAGGGCCUGGAGUCGCUGCCCUGCUCCGGUGUCCUGGGCAAGGCUACUGGCUCCCCAUCCCGAGCUAUCCCUCUCUCAUCGGGUGCCUAAGGAGGCUCAGGUGGACCCAUCAUGGAAUGGGGCCUGGCCAUGGGACUCCUGCUCUGUAAUAAAGGAUGGUGGACCACAGGGCCUUAAUAUCGUGAAGCCAUGAG